This is a messenger RNA of Scheffersomyces stipitis CBS 6054, 1107 nucleotides long. RefSeq names its product Age3p (gene AGE3). Gene Ontology annotation, biological process: regulation of ARF protein signal transduction; regulation of endocytosis. Lineage: Eukaryota; Fungi; Ascomycota; Pichiomycetes; Serinales; Debaryomycetaceae. Gene Ontology annotation, cellular component: Golgi membrane. Bases 1 to 1107 code for a protein of 368 amino acids. The transcript has a single exon. The record is from RefSeq and is a predicted model, not a curated record. Gene Ontology annotation, molecular function: GTPase activator activity.
AUGUCUAUUGACCCAGAAACACGUAGAAAGUUGUUGCUUCUUCAGAAGAACGGCGACAACAAGAAGUGUGCCGACUGCGGUGCUCCUAACCCGCAAUGGGCCUCUCCCAAGUUUGGUAUCUUCAUCUGUUUGGAAUGUGCUGGUAUCCACAGAGGCUUGGGUGUGCACAUUUCGUUUGUCAGAUCCAUUACUAUGGACCAGUUCAAGCCUGAAGAGACGUUGAGAAUGGAAAAGGGCGGGAACGAAAAGAUCAAGACCUACUUCACUGCUAACGGUGUCGACUUGACUUUACCAGCUAAGGCUAAGUACGACAACUACGUAGCAGAAGACUACAAGGAGUUGUUGACCUGUGAAAUUGAAGGCAGGGAGUUCGUAGCCAAAGACCAUUCCGGCAAGACUUUGCCCACUUUGGACAACCUUUCCACAAGUAACAACUCUUCUGCCAGCAUAGCUCAGGAACAGAUCAGUUCCAGUAGAAACACCCCUGUUUUGCAAGGGGAACAGAAGCAGAAGAAUGAAGCGUAUUUCGCACAAUUGGGCUCCAAAAACGAUCUGAGACCAGACCACUUACCUCCUUCUCAGGGUGGAAAGUAUGGCGGUUUUGGAAAUACUCCUGCUCCCAAGCCUGCUGCUGGAGGUUCUCUCGCAGGCUUUACUCUUGACAACUUGCAAGCCGAUCCUCUUGGAACUUUUUCUAAGGGUUGGGGCUUGUUUUCGUCCACUGUGGCGAAGUCUGUCAACGAAGUGACCGAAACUGUCAUUAAGCCAGGUAUCUCGCAAUUGCAAGAAUCUGAUAUCACAAACGAAGCCAAAAGAGCCAUGGCUCAAUUCGGCCAGAAGAUGCAAGAAACAGGCAAAUACGGGUCCGAGACGUUUCAAACAUUCACCACUGAGGUCAACGAAAGAGGCUUAAACAAAACUGUAGAAGACAAGUUCGGCAAGCUCUUCAACAACUUGUCAAUUAACCAACAGGAAGAAAAGGUUCCUGCCGCAUUUGGAUUCUCCAAACCUCAGGAAAAGACUUCAUUGGGCAGUGUUAGUGGUGGAUCCAAAUUCGGAGGUGCUGCUAGCAAACACGAAGAUGACGACAAGUGGGAUGACUUCUAG